Molecule: messenger RNA, 1216 nt
Organism: Rhododendron vialii
Lineage: Eukaryota; Viridiplantae; Streptophyta; Magnoliopsida; Ericales; Ericaceae
Exons: 4
Coding region: 1-417 (138 amino acids)
Source: RefSeq, a predicted model, not a curated record
AUGUUUAUGCACGUUGGUGAUGCUGUCAUCAUGUGUAAGAUGUUCCCUUCAAGUUUGGAUAAAGCCGUCAAAGACGCACCUGGAGAAGAGGGAGAGAGGGGAGACGGAGAGGGAGAAGAACGGCCCCCUCCAUGGCGACAACACCACCAGCGAGGCCUACUUCCGGCGACCACCGCCUCACCCUCUACUUCCGGCGACCACCAUAAGCAGCGAAAAUCGACCACCAAAAACUCACCGACACCACCGACGCCAUUUACGGACGCCAUUUACGACCACCAAGAGAACAGAGCUAAGUUUUGGUACUCAAUUGAUUAUGGCAUGUUCCACUUCUGCAUAGCAGACACUGAGCCUGCAGUGCUUUCCUCUUCUCUUCCAGCACCUUCUCGUACUCCUCCAUGCUAUGCAUUUACGUUUUAAAUGAUACCUCACAAUGUGACCUGCAUUCAUAUUCACCAUUUUUUUGGAUUCCGUAAGUGAACCAAAUAAUCAGUGAUUAUUCAAUAUACUUCCCACCAUUCGCGGAAUUCUUAGUCAUAUUAUUGGCAUCAUAGAUAGAAUUCGGCUAUGUUACCUCAUGAUAGUUAGUUACAUGUCUUCAGCUAUUUUGACUCUUUAUAUUUUAGUUCUAACGUGUCAUCUAUCAUCUUAGGUGAUCAUCCUGAAGACGUUAAAGCGAGGCUCAAAUAUUGGGCACAAGCUGUGGCAUGCACUGUCAGAUUAUGCAGCUAGAAGCAAUCUUCAGUUAAGGAGAAUGAAUAUGCAUUUUCUUCAGCUUUGGAGUUCCAAAACUUGUGCUUCGCUUGAUUCUACCUCUAUGCACGGGAACGGGAGUUCCCUUUCCAACCUCGAGAUGGACAUACCCAAGUCUUUCGACGACGGGUCAUCUUUCGAACUAGAAAUGUGAAGGCGAAGAAGAAGAGGAUCGGAUGGGGAGGGAGAUCGAUUCAGGUCUGAGAUUAACCAAUAGUCGACGAGAAGAGUCUGACACAAUUCAUCCGAGGCUGCUAUGUGCAUUGUAGUAUGUAUCUAGGGCAUUUAAGAAUAACUUGUGAGAAUGAAUAAAGUUGUGUUUUCCAUUUUUGUACAUGGUGCUGCUGUGUAUUUCCUCAACAUUUCUGUUUCUUUCCAGUGGUAAUUAAUUUUAGGAGAAAUAUGGGUUUGAGAUUUUGUGAAAUGUUUUGCCAGCAAGUAAAAUUUGGCAAAAAGCUUUGUAGAA